AGAGAGAGAGAGAGAGAGAGAGAGAGAGAGAGAGAGAGAGAGAGGAUCCACUGGUCGCACUGAAACACUGGAGAAGAACACAAGAAAUCCUGAAGCCUCAUCACAGCUUAACUGUGCAUUAGCACAUCGGACCAACACUACCGGAACAUUACUGGAACAUUUCGCAAGCUUUUAGAGGGGAUUCUAUUUACCACGUUCAGUGAAGACCCCUCUUUUACUGUGUGCGUGUGUGUGUGAAUGUUUGUGUGUCUCGCUGUGGGCAUCGCUGAGGAUGAGGACCUUGCAGGACUACCAUAGGAUCUCCUUGACUUUAAAGAAGUGGUUCUACCCACAGAGGAACCCUUGAGGAACUCGGAGGAAUCAUGCUUUAGCUUAACCCCAGAGCAAGAGAGAAAGCAAGAAGCCCCCUUUUCUAUCUACAUCCACACUAUCGCACACAUAUUACAAAGACAUACGAGUGGGCAAAAGGUCCCUGUGUCCUGUCCAGUGAUUGGUGAAGAGACAGGGAGGCCUGGCAUUCCAUCCAUUGGUUAGUCCUGAUCGAGUAGAGUGGCAUGAGUGUGGGCAAGUCCCACAGGUACAGUGUUGUGUCAUCAUCGGAGGAGGACGUCCAUCGCCACGGCAACAUGCCCGCCCUCGGGAAUGGCUUUGGAAAUGGGAAGAUCCAGACACGGCGGAAGGCACGCAGCCGCUUUGUCAACAAGACUGGCCAGUGCAAUGUUAGCUUCACACAUAUGGAAGAGCAGUCACAGCGCUACCUGGCAGACAUCUUCACCACCUGUGUGGACAUUCGCUGGCGCUGGAUGUUUGUCCUCUUCUCACUUGCAUUCAUCCUGUCCUGGUUGGCAUUUGGGUUCAUCUUCUGGGUACUUGCCCUCAUGCACGGCGACAUGGACAGAACUUCUGGGGAUGACUUCACGCCCUGUGUCAUGCAGGUCAACAGCUUCGUUGCGGCCUUCCUGUUCUCGGUUGAGACACAGACCACGAUUGGCUACGGCUUUCGCUGUGUGACGGAAGAGUGCCCAAUGGCCGUCUUCAUGGUGGUCGUGCAGUCCAUUUUGGGCUGCAUCAUUGACUCCUUUAUGAUUGGCGCCAUUAUGGCCAAAAUGGCACGACCCAAGAAACGAGCAGAGACCUUGCUGUUUUCCCACAAUGCCGUGAUUGCCAUGCGGGAUGGCAAGCUGUGCCUGAUGUGGCGAGUGGGGAACUUGCGGAAAAGCCACAUAGUGGAAGCCCAUGUGCGAGCGCAGUUGAUCAAGCCAAGAAUGACAGAAGAGGGAGAGUAUAUCCCUCUUGACCAGAUUGACAUCAAUGUAGGGUACGACCAAGGUCUGGACCGUAUCUUUCUCGUCUCACCCCUCACCAUCAUCCAUGAGAUCAAUGAGGAAAGUCCUCUUUUUGGAAUCAGCAAGCAGGAUCUGGACAAUACGGACUUUGAGAUUGUGGUGAUCCUAGAGGGCAUGGUUGAAGCCACAGCAAUGACAGCUCAGGUGCGCAGCUCUUACCUGUCCAGUGAAAUCUUAUGGGGCCAUCGCUUUGAGCCAGUGGUGUUUGAGGAGAAGAACCACUACAAGAAACACAGUGGCUAUCUACUUCUAUACAGAGGACACAGCCAACAACCCACACAAUCAUUCAUGCUCAGGAUGCACUCUCUUGCACAGCAGAACAUGUACGGAACAAGCACAGAGAUAGCUGGAGCUAAGAGAAAAAUGGUGUUGAAAUUAGGUUGCCUCUAACUAGGACUGGGUAAAAGCACCCAUAUUGUGCUAUAGCACAAAUUCUAUGUCUGGAUUUUAUAUCUGUUGCAUUGUGAUGAAUGUGCUGUAGCUCCAACCUUGAAUGAAGGCUGCUAACACAAAAACUGCUAGCAACUAGCAACAUAAUCUACAGCAGGGAAACAAAAAACUAACUUCUGAAACUCAAAUAAAUCCAGUCUUGGUUAUAAUUAUCCCUACUGUUGCAUGGUUCCUGUACUGGGACAUAUAUUGAAAAGGCCUUUGAUACACUGAGCAGGCCUCAUUGUUUAAAGGCUUGCUAAUGCUAAAGGGCAUGGUGCAAUACUAAGUGUUAAUCUACUUUUGAGUGAUGAGGGUGAUGAUCAAAUGCUUAAAGCUUGUUAUGACUAAUGCUCAAGGUUAAUCCAGAGCAAUUGGGGGGGGGGGGCUGCAUUUGAACAAAUCACCUCAGAUGUUGGACUGAAGGGAUGUGCAAUAAAAAUGUACACUGCUUGACCUUUACUACUCUGAAAAAUAAAGAUGCCAAAAGGAGAAACACCACAGAAGAACCACAUUUAGUUCUUUCAUUCAAUGCUUUUCCCUGUAAUUAAAGAAGAGUCUGUUUUCUGUUCCUUUUCCUGUCAAAAUUGUUGGCCAUGGUGCUCAUGUGGAAAAAUGCCAGAGUAUGCCUUUAAAAAAAAAACACCCAAUAGAAGGUUUUUAGGGGUUCUUCUAGGGCAUUGUUUCAAAGAACCCUUUUGGCACCUUUAUUUAUAAGAGUGUAGGUUAUCACCAACACAUGUUCAAACACAAUUAAGCUCAAGUAAUACACAACAGCCCCCUACAAUCUAAACUAUUGCAGCUAUUAUUACUGAGCAUGAUGAUCUCCUGAAUACCUCGUUCUCUUAAAAAAAAUCAGACAAAGGCCAGGAAGGGAGCGAGGUGUUACGGGGAGAGAGUGAGACAAAGGAGGAAUAAAUGAGAAGAGCGUGUUCACCCACUCACCCCAUCCAUCACUUGGCUCGGUGGGAGAAAACGAGCGUGCCUGAUUAAAUAAAGAAGGCAUUAUGUAAGAUAAUUUUAAUAAAUUAAACGUUUCACGGAGAUAGAUUACGGUCAGCCUCGUUCCCCAGUAGGGAAACUGGAGAGGGUAAUGGAGAGAGAGGAGAGAAAGACAUUUACCAGGCCCCCCACAUUCAUCUACCAAAUCCUUAACAUGCAUAAAUCAAGUAAUCUAUUUACAAAAACAACUCAUAGCCUUGGAAACUGGAUUAUAGUAAUGUAGUCACAUACUGGCUGAUUAUACAGUAGACUGUCUUACUAGCUGAUAACCUUUCCUUCCCAAUAACUGUCUUCUUAUUUUUACAAACUCACAAAGUCUUCCUAUCUUUCCAAGCCUAUCCCAGUAAAGUAGCUUUGUUUCCUUUUAUUUACUCCUUUUAGUGACUACUAGUACUUCUUGACUGUUUUUAACAUGCCCUUGUAUUAUUAGCUUCACCAUAUUCCCCUUUACUGAGAUCCUGUAUUAGCUGAAACGAAGAUUGCUAGAUGACCAUUUACAUAUUGCGAUCUGACAUAAAUUUGCUUUUCAGGUGUGAAAACAUGGCAGACAAACCUGCUUAUAUGUUAGAGUAAUAAGAUACUAUAAAUUUUUCAAAAAUUAUAAACUACCCUAUCUGUUGUACAUGACUGCUGAAGAACUGCUAGUUGAACUAGUUUACCUAGUACUAGUAACUAGCUUGCAAGUUAGCAUGCUAAGUACUACACAGCUAGCAACAACAAAGAGGGGCAACACACUACAGUUCUCAUUUUAAACAUGAAGCUUAAAUGAAACGGAGCAAUUAUUCACAAAGCUUAUGCAAGUUAAGCUCACUCUUCUCAAAAACAGUUUGCUAGUUUGAUUAGCUAGCCAGCUAAUUAGCUCACUGAGGCUAGCCAAGCUGAUGUCAAGUACUCUACUGGAAUCCGGCUCCUCGUUGCCUCCUCCUUUUCUAGUGCUGCGAGUGAUGACUUAAUGUAGGUGCUACGCAGAGGUGGGUAGGCCUAAUAAAGUUACUUUUACUUAGUUAUAUGUACAAGUUCAAUUUUAAUGUGUGUGCAUGGUUUUCAAAUGACUAUAUUAGUGACAAAAACUCAUAUUUCUUUAGCAUUUAGUAAUGCUAAUUUAGUCCCUUUUUUGGUAAUUACAUUGCUGAAGGCAUCUGUACUUCUCUGUGAUUGCUAUUUUUUGGUCUAUCAGUUUAUUUUGUAUCAAGAGUGCACCAAAUACAGAAGACAGAGCCUUCUUCAGUUCCUACACUGAUAGAUGCUGCAUGUACUAGGAACAUCAGUGAUUAAGUAGUCUUUACUUUUGUACAUCUGCUUGCUUUUUGGAAAUAUGCUUUUGUGUUCACUCAAGUUAUUAACUCAAUUAUAUUGUUGAAGUAACAAUACUUUUUACUUGAAUGUUUUAAUUUAGGCAACUCUACCCGCUUCCAUUGCUUCGUGCAUCAUAAGGUGAAGCCAGAGAGGGCAUGUUAAAAACAGCACUGAUACGAAAGGUUAAUCUUCUAAAAUAUUCUCUAAGUCAAAUGGGAUGAGUCGAAGCAAUACUGACUGAUGGACUUCAUUCAUUCAGAGAUGUCAUGAAAUUAGAUGUUUGUUCUGUUAUAGUUUAUUAGAUUGAGAUCAGUGCAGACCUUUUAAAGGCUAUAUAUGUUUUAAACUAUGUCUACUCCUACUUCUGUUAUGCAUAUGGUAGGAAGAAAACCUUUCUCCACAAGAGAAAACUUUGUUUUUCAGUUUUUCACAUAAUUUGAAAAUACCUCUUGCCUUUUACAUUGUAUGCAGAUUUCAUGGAUAAUGGACUAAAAGAAUUGACCCAAAAUUACCUGGAAAAAGUCUGGUUCCAUUGACAUACAUUAAAAGUAAAGUAGGUUUUCUCCUUUUCCUGUAAAGAUACCAUGGAGAUAUGAGGUUUUCUUCCAACAACAGAGAUAAGCUCUUGUUAUUUGUAAGAAGAGAAUCAAAACAGAUCUGGGAACAGAUAAAGGCUGCAUAUAGUUUUUAGAAAUUUAGAUAUUUCCACAGGUAUUUUCCCACUUGGGUAUUUGAUGUGUCUCCUAAAGUUGUAUGACAUUUCCCACCAAAGUAGGACAACUUUCUGUUGAAUGAUUCUGAGUUAAUGGAUCAUAUGUAGCGGUAGGUCUUAAAAGCGCAUUACCAAAUGUAAAGCACAUGAAACGAGCCCCAUAGCAAAUGCUGCUGCACAACUGGCUGCAGAGACAAUCGCUCUGGCAGAAAGCCUGAAUCUUCCAAAAGGCAGGUUUUGAGGAGGAGCGAAAAGUGAUUUAACAUCACAUGCUCUUAGGGAUGAUAUUUCUAUACAUAUUCUUAUAAUAUGCAUAUAAUAAGUGAAAAUGGACACGUUUUGAGAUAUGAGCUUCCUGGAGGAGGAAGAUAAGUAUAAAGAAUUAAUUCAGUGUGUGGCUCAGUCACUGACAAAGUAAAAAAGUCUACUGGCCAGACAAAAUUGGUUGCGUUCCAUUUCUGGACUAUCCUAUUUUCUACGACUUAAAGGAAUAUUCCAUUUUUUUUUCACCUAAACUUUAUUGCCACUUCUGUGACAUACUAUCAAUUACAAUAGACAAUAUCUUAAUCACAUUUCCCUGUAUUUAACUCUUUGACUCUAACUUUAAACUUUAAACACUUAGAAAAAACACAGUGAAAUAUGCAAGCUGUAAGAAAACAGCUGGUUUUAAGAACAUGUUACAAUGGCCAGACAUGACAGGUUAAAAAAAAAAAAAAAAAAAGAACAUGUUACAAUUCUAAAUAAUUUCUGCCCUAAAGUAGUU
Messenger RNA from Pygocentrus nattereri (red-bellied piranha), 5548 nucleotides. It is a transcript of the gene kcnj12b, whose product is annotated as potassium inwardly rectifying channel subfamily J member 12b. The transcript has 3 exons. Gene Ontology annotation, molecular function: inward rectifier potassium channel activity. Gene Ontology annotation, biological process: regulation of monoatomic ion transmembrane transport; potassium ion import across plasma membrane. NCBI's taxonomy places the organism in Eukaryota, Metazoa, Chordata, Actinopteri, Characiformes, Serrasalmidae. The coding region runs from base 555 to 1736 and encodes 393 amino acids. The record is from RefSeq and is a predicted model, not a curated record. Gene Ontology annotation, cellular component: plasma membrane.